Neolamprologus brichardi is the source of this 895-nucleotide messenger RNA. NCBI's taxonomy places the organism in Eukaryota, Metazoa, Chordata, Actinopteri, Cichliformes, Cichlidae. The record is from RefSeq and is a predicted model, not a curated record.
AUGUUCAAUAUUCAACCUGUAACACAAACUAUUGGGCAGAACUUCACAUACCAGUGCAACUACAACCAGAAUGUCUCCUUAUGUAUAAAAUUCAUCUGCAAAGGAGAAGAUUCAACUGUGUGCAAACAGCUAGUAACCACCACAGAGCCUGACGUGAAACAGAGGUUUAUAAUGAAAAAGAACAACGGGAGUAUCACCAUUACAGUGAGAGAAGUAACAGCAAACGAUAGUGGGAUAUACUGGUGUGGAGCGAGAGUCCCUCACAAACACAAUCAAACACGUGACGACUUCUUUGAUGGAUUUCAUUUGACUGUAGGUCCGACACCACAAAGUAUUCCACAUUCACAUGAGAACAAAUUUGUCGUCGUGUUGAUCGUCUGUAUGGCUUUUCUGCUGCUAGUGCUGCUGAUGGUUGUCAUAGUUUUGAUCCUUAUUUACAAACGCCUUUCACGUUCAAAGGAUACAGGAAGUGAAGCAACAGCACAGAAUAUCAAAGAGGACAAUAUCUAUGAAGAAAUAGAGGAGCAUUUCCAGAGUCCAGGCUCAGAAAAUGCCACAAACACAGUUUAUCUCACCGUCGAUCAUCCUACAAACCAUCCCGCCUCACUCCAUUACUCCACCAUCAACUUUCCGAUCAGCUCUGACAUAGCUGCUGCUGAGACACUGAUCCUCACGCCCAGCUCAUCGGCCUGCAAAUAUUCGACUGUGAAGCACAGCACGAGUCUGACUAUGUCGACUGCCACACACCCACUCAGACCUCCACAGGAGCCUCUCUACUCAAAAGUCGAGAAGUUGAAGCCAAAACAGAAAUAAGACUCUCACUCAUGCAAUCCACCCCUGUCAACCUCAAACACACCUCAGCUGGAGCCAUCCAAACCUCAGUCUUCAUCCUCAC